Molecule: messenger RNA, 1529 nt
Organism: Effrenium voratum
Lineage: Eukaryota; Dinophyceae; Suessiales; Symbiodiniaceae
Source: the annotation of a GenBank genome assembly
UGCUGUGCCAUUAGGGACCAUGAUUUUGCAGACGGCGCUGGGUGCCAGCGUGUGGCGCUUCCUGUUGCAUGACAGCUUGGGCCGCCUGCUUUUGGCCAACGCCCUUCUGGCUGCCCUCUUCUUAGCCGGCAGCGCGCUGCUUUCGAUGCUUCCUGGUGGUGUGGCAGGCGCGAUUUGGAGGACGAUGGCCGUCGGCAUGCUUGGUGCCUCCGGCUAUCUGUAUUUUUCCCUGCUGAGCUUUGGCAAAGUUCAAGCCUUUGUCGGGGCCGGCGAAGAUUUGCGCCGGGUUUACGGGCGCAUGGUUACUGCGCAUCGCUCACCGCGGCCGCCCUUUUGGGCCUUCGGCGGAAAUGUGCAGUUCCUGCCCUGGGUGGUUUACAAUUUGUUCUCCGCGGGAGUCCAGCCAUUGGCCUUUGAGAAGCAGCUGCUUACGGUGCGCGGACUUAAGGACAAAACGAAGCUGGAGAGUGAGACCAACCCUCGCUGCAUGGAAGACGAGGUCGUGCUGAACACGUUUCCAUUUGCGAACUCAGAGCUGCCGACAGAUGCUCCAGCGAUCAUUGUGGAGCCCGGCUUGACGUGCACUGCCCAAGACGUGCCGGGCUCGUCAUUCCUCCGCCGCGCGGUGCACCACAAGUUUCGUGUCGUUGUUGUGGAGCGUAGAGGCCACUGCAAAAAGCUGAAGAGCCCUCGCUGGAACCUUUUCGGAGAUGCGGACGACAGUGAACAGAUCAUCCGAGCCGUGCAGGAGAAGCUGCGGGGAGCCCCGCUUUUUUGGAUCGGCUUCUCUUCUGGCAGCAAGCUGCCCAUCGAGGCCAUGGGCAAGUUCGAUGAGCGCCGGGAGAACGGGGACGCCACAGCGCCGAAGUUCGUGGCCACGGCCUGUGUUUGCCCCGGCUACGAUUUGCAGACCUGCUUCCUGGGCUUCAAGUUUCCUUAUACUCGCCUCUGCCUCUCCAGCACGAAGAGCAAGUUUCUCCGCGAGAACGAAAAUAUACUCCGCAAGUACAACGCGGAUGCGUACGACAAAGCUGCCAACGCGAAGGAUCUGCAGCAGCUCCUAGCGGAAGCGGCGCCUUUCGCUGGCUAUGCGGGCCAUGAGGAGUAUUUCGCGAACGAGAACCCGGUUCUGUUCGCCUCAAAAGUGCGCACGCCCUGCUUGAUCAUCAACGCCAUGGACGACCCCCUGACGGUUCCAACGAACGCCUUCGGCAAACUGCCAGGACAAGAGGACGGGCCCAGCUUUGCCGAAAUGGUCCAGCAGUCCAGCUGUGGCUUGCUGCUGAUGGCGCCAUCAGGCUCGCACUGUCCGUUCCUAGACGGUAAUUUGCCUCUGACCCGUGUCUCACCAGACCUGGGGAGCUUCACUUUGUCCUCCUGGUCAGACUCCUGCGUUUUGGAGUUCUUCCAGGGCUUUCUGGCCGAGCAGUGAGGUAGUGAGGGGCGAUGCGCGUCAGGCUGGGAAUUCUCCGGCGCCCUGCCAUCCCUCUACAUCCUGGCUGUUUCUUCCUUUGUUUGACAAAUGCUGC